CCGCAGCCGGCUGCAGGUGACGGGCGAUUUUACGCAGCAAUCCUCCACAACCAGGCGGGGCUGCGCUCAUACUCAUCAGGCCUUCAAAACUACUAUUUGGGGUUAUUUUUUACGCGAAGAGGUUUGGGAUCAUUAGGAAGGAAAUAAAAGAUCUUUUGGAUUUGGAAGACCACGACAGGAUUUCACUGAGUGCGCCUUCUGGGGAUAAAUCCAUCACAGGAGGGAAAGUCGCGCUCUAAUCCGUUUAAAAGGGAGCGGGGGAAAGCCGAUGCCUGAUUUUCCCUGAUUAUUAAUCGCUGCUGCAGGUCUUCGGCAUGGCGUGGCCCUGCAUCACCCGCGCCUGCUGCAUCAACCGCUUCUGGAGCGAGCUGGACAAGGCGGACAUCGCCGUACCGCUCGUCUUUACUAAGUACUCAGACGUGGCCGAGGUGCGGCACCUCCAUCCGCAACCGGGCCCGUUAGCGCAAUCCCAUCAUCAUCCCAGCGCGGUCGCCAUAGAAACAGAGCCCGCCCACACCGCGCCACAAGAGUCGGCUGCAGCAGCAUCCUCUUCGGCGGGGCGCGGAGCGUCCGUCACGCGCCAGGACUUCAAAGCCUGGAGAGUCAAACCGGAGCCGAGCUGCAAACCCAAAAACGAGUACCGCCCGUGCCAGACACCGUUCGAUAACGAGACGCAAUACCGGAAAGAUUACAAACCGUGGCCUAUUCAGAAACGCGGCGAUCACCCGUGGAUCCCCAAAGUGGAGAGCAAGAGCCAGAAGCAGGAGCACGUGGCCGCAGAACCGGACACAGGCGUGGAGAAGUGCGAGAUCGAGGAGAGAGUAAAAGAGAAGGAAGAUGCCAAGGAGGAGAAGAAGAGACCGGUGAAGAAAGAGGAGGAUGCUGAGACUGGGGAGAAGAAGAAAGAGCAGAGAGCGGGGUCCAAAGGAAGAUCAGCUGCAGAUGCUCUGAACAGGCAGAUCAAGCAGGAGAGAACCACCGGAAGCUCAUACAGGAUGGAGUUCAAGGCGUACACUGAUGUCAAGCCGGUCAAACCGAUCAAAGCAAAGUCACAGUACAAACUGGCAAUGGAGGACAAAGCUAAUCUGGAGACGAGCUACAGCGCCACUUAUAAAGGAGAGCAGGGAAAACCAGAGGCUGCAGAUAACAAACUGCUGGAGCGCCGCAGGAUACGCAGCCUGUACAAUGAGCCCAGCAUUAAAGAAUCAAGCAAGUCAGAGAAGCCCAUUGUGUCCCACUCCAAACCCAAAAAGACGACAAGCCAUAGUAAAACAGCGAGCAAAGCUAAAGCAAGGCCGAGCACUGGAACCCAACCUGUCAAGAAGAAAAGCUCUGUGAACAAGCUGGAGUUAAAGCCAGAUGGAGGAGUCACCAAGAAAAGUAAAGAAAUGAUUAACAGACUGGCUGAGGGAAAAAAAUAAAUGCAAUUCUGCGUGGAUUUGGGUGAAAGGAGUCUGCGCUCUGCUGCUAGAAGACUCACUUUGAUUGAAGCCCAAUUUCAGUCUUUUAGGCUUUCACGUAUGGAUGGUGGAUUUGGAUUUGACAGCUUGCUUUGCCUUGAAUCACUGCAUAACUCACACACCAAUCUUUUUACACACGCCUUAAGCUUUACUGCAUGAAACUUGCCCCUACCCUACAUGUUUGAUUAGAAAUGUACUAUUAGAAAUUUCUAGCUAUUGUCAUUGGGCUUUAAUCACAAACACUACAUACCCCAAUCACAAAUAAUAUGAACUGAUUAGAGGUAUCCAUUAAACUGCACAUAUAUCUGGCUCCUAGCAUCCCACUAACUAGUAAUAAAAAUGGAAUUUUCAAAUGGCGACAUUAACAAACACUAACACCAAUGAGCCAGAUUUAUAGUAGCUUUUAGCACAUGAUUAAAUGAUUAGUGCAUGAACUUCCAGCCAUAAUUCAUUGUCCAGUGCACUGCUUUUACAUCGCGUCGUCAAAUCCGCUGCUGAAACAUUAAGAUCAGGCCCACAGACUUUCAGAAUACACAUGAAAACAAAAUAAAUGAGUGUUGAAAUAAAAUACAUAAGCUACUGUUUUCGGUCUGGAGUAUGAGUCUCACCCAGCCUCGCUGUGUUUUUUUUUUUUGUGUGUGUGUGUGUUCUUGUAGCGUCGAAUUCCUUCAUCAUGAAUUUUUCAAAAGUGUCAAGAUGAUCAGCUGUGUGUUAUGCUACGUAAUGAGACACUCUUUUAGGAUUAAAGUUUCCUGCUAUAGUUAGUUAAAGCUGUGUGGAAGAAUGCUGCUUAACCGCACUACUGUUUGGUCUUUUUAAGGAUGUACGAAGCUGAUGAUUUCUGUUAAAAUUGUUGGAAUGUCUCUUACAGGUGGACGCAUGGCUUCUGUAUGAGUCCUCAUUUUUGAUAAGCAUUGUUUUGUCAUUAUCAAACCCAGCCAUGUAAGUCACACGAUGGGAGAACCUGCAGACUUCUUGGUACAUCCUUCUUUCUGGACCGUCCUUUAAACAUGCUGUGUACACUUCACUGGGUGCUAUCUCCAAGCUAUGCUGUCCAUUCGAGAAUACUGGUGCCUGAACACACCACCUGAUGCCACUGCAACUGCAAUGUGUUUGUAUGUGUGAUGUUCUUGUGGUGUUCGCUUGCCUUGAAUAAAAUCACCUAAAGCAG
Molecule: messenger RNA, 2631 nt
Organism: Hemibagrus wyckioides
Lineage: Eukaryota; Metazoa; Chordata; Actinopteri; Siluriformes; Bagridae
Gene: map6b
Product: microtubule-associated protein 6b
Exons: 3
Coding region: 315-1421 (368 amino acids)
Biological process (GO): cytoskeleton-dependent intracellular transport; regulation of microtubule cytoskeleton organization; microtubule cytoskeleton organization
Cellular component (GO): microtubule; Golgi-associated vesicle; cis-Golgi network
Molecular function (GO): microtubule binding; calmodulin binding
Source: RefSeq, a predicted model, not a curated record